UUAAGAAAAAUAUAAAAUGGGUUUGUUUUACAGUCUGCCGUGUUUCCGGCCCACGUUGUUGAGGCGUUUUCGUUUUAAGAGUCAAUUGGCAGAAAAGAUGGAGGAGUCGUCAUCUAAAAUAAAAGUGCUGUUGUGUGACAGGAGUUUGGGGACAAACAGACAGAGGUGGAAGUGGCCCUUCCGCUGCCGCGUAGCCACACAUCUGCUUUGGGGGCGAGUUUCUUUUUUUACAUGAGGGAUGCAGGGGUGGCACUUUGGGACCUUAAAUAGGAAUGGUUUCAAACGCCAGAACAACAGAGCAUCCUCCACACUUAAACUUCAGCAGGUUACAGGAAAACAACAGUCUGCUUCGGAAUGGACGUCUACAAGCGACUAGUGCUGAGGGACUCUGUGUUGGCGCUUCUCCUUGCUCUUCUGCGGGUGAUUCCUUUCGGUGAAUCAGCUGCGAACCCAUCUCCUUUAGUGGGCUCCAACUGGGGAAACCCGAGGAGAUACGUCCACCUGCAAACAUCCACGGACCUUAACAACUUCUACUUGGAGAUUCGGGAGGACGGAUCUGUGCGCAAAAGCACAGUCAGAGGCGCAUACAGUGUGAUUUUACUUAAAAGUGAAACAAGAGAGCGUGUUGCGAUCCUCGGCAUCAAAAGCAGUCGCUAUCUUUGUAUGGACGCAGAGGGCACUCCUUUCAGCUCUCCCAUCUGUCUGCGGGAUGACUGCCUCUUCAACCAUAGGCUCCUGGAAAACAAUCGAGAUGUGUACUACUCGAGCCGGACGGGCCUUUUGUUCAACUUGGAGGGGUCUAGACAGGUGUUUGCCGCCGGACAGAACCUGCCUCAGACCUCGCUGUUUCUGGCCAGAAAGAAUACUGUGCCGCUUGAGCGUCUGAUGCUGCACCGGGAGAAGAGAAACCAAUUGGUGGAUCCCUCAGACCCGCACAACGUCUACGUGGUGCACACGGAGGAUGGGGCUGACUCGCGCGCAGUACCUGAGCUGGACGAUGGCGAGCUUGAGCUGGAGGUUGAGACGGAGGCCGGGGACGACGGCCGCAACGUGUCUCGUGAGACACCGCUGAUUCCAAACGUUCACGACCCAUGGAACGUGCACGCGGUAAACCCGAGCAGCCCCAGGAGUGCGGGCACCAUGGGCUGA
Periophthalmus magnuspinnatus is the source of this 1149-nucleotide messenger RNA. It is a transcript of the gene fgf23, whose product is annotated as fibroblast growth factor 23. Gene Ontology annotation, biological process: fibroblast growth factor receptor signaling pathway; regulation of cell migration; positive regulation of protein phosphorylation. The transcript has 3 exons. The coding region runs from base 355 to 1149 and encodes 264 amino acids. Gene Ontology annotation, molecular function: growth factor activity; type 1 fibroblast growth factor receptor binding. The record is from RefSeq and is a predicted model, not a curated record. NCBI's taxonomy places the organism in Eukaryota, Metazoa, Chordata, Actinopteri, Gobiiformes, Gobiidae. Gene Ontology annotation, cellular component: cytoplasm.